GCUGCCCGCGGCGAGCCGCACCGACGAGGAAGACUACUUACACUACAAGAUCCUUUUCCAAGACCUGGACCACAACGGGGACGGCGUGGUGGACAUCUUGGAGCUCCAAGAGGGCCUGAAAAACUGGAACCCAUCUUUUGCCCGGGAGGAUAUUUAUAAAACCGUAGAUACCAAUGCUGAUUCUGGAUUGAACUUUGAAGAUUUUAUGCGCUACCUUAAAGACCACGAGAGAAAAAUGACACUGGCAUUUAAUAGUCUGGACAAAAAUGAUGAUGCAUUGAUAGAGAUGGAACAAUGACAGUAGACUGGGAUGAAUGGAAGAACUACUUCUUGCUUCAUCCUGCAAAAAAUAUCGAUGAAAUUGCUCACUUCUGGAAGCGUUCUACUAUGAUUGACAUAGGGGAGAGUAUAGCUAUUCCAGAUGACAUUACUGAUCAAGAAAAACGUUCUGGAAAUUGGUGGAAGCGCUUGGUAGCAGGAGGGAUAGCCGGCGGAGUUUCAAGGACGUGCACGGCACCUUUUGACCGCUUGAAGGUCAUGAUGCAGAUUCAUAAUUUACAGUCAGGGAAAAUGAGAUUGCUGGAUGGGUUUAAGCAGAUGGUAAAAGAAGGAGGAGUUCGUUCUCUUUGGCGAGGAAAUGGUGUAAAUGUUUUAAAAAUUGCACCUGAGACAGCACUCAAGGUUGGGACCUAUGAACAGUAUAAGAAAUGGCUUAGUUCUGAUGGUGCUAAAAUAGGAAUUAUUGAAAGAUUUAUAUCUGGUUCAUUGGCUGGUGCAACUGCACAGACCUGUAUUUACCCUAUGGAGGUUAUAAAGACCAGACUGGCUGUAGGUAAAACUGGACAGUACUCAGGGAUUAUUGAUUGUGGCAAGCAGCUUCUGAAGCAAGAAGGUGCUAGAGCCUUUUUCAAAGGUUAUAUUCCUAACUUGCUAGGAAUCAUACCUUAUGCAGGCAUAGAUCUUUGUGUUUAUGAGCAUUUGAAGAAUCGUUGGCUAGAACAACACGCAAGAGGCUCUCUAGACCCUGGAAUAGUGAUUUUGCUGGGAUGUAGUACACUGUCUCAUGCUUGUGGUCAGAUGGCCAGCUUCCCUCUGAACCUUAUUAGAACUCGUAUGCAGGCUCAAGCACUGGAAGAAAAAAGAACAACGUCUAUGAUUCAGCUCAUUCAAGAUAUAUAUAACAAAGAAGGAAAAAGGGGAUUUUUCAGGGGCGUCACGCCAAACAUCAUAAAGAAAAUUUUCACUACUGGUGAUGUCAACAAAGAUGGGAAGCUGGAUUUUGAAGAAUUCAUGAAGUACCUUAAAGACCAUGAGAAAAAAAUGAAAUUGGCAUUUAAGAGUUUGGACAAAAAUAAUGAUGGAAAAAUUGAGGCUUCUGAAAUUGUCCAGUCUCUCCAGAUACUAGGUCUAACUAUUUCUGAACAACAAGCAGAAUUGAUUCUUCGAAGCAUUGAUGCUGAUGGGACAAUGACAGUGGACUGGAAUGAAUGGCGAGACUACUUCUUAUUUAACCCCGUUACAGACAUUGAGGAAAUCAUCCGUUUCUGGAAACAUUCUACUGGUAUUGACAUAGGAGAUAGUUUAACUAUUCCAGAUGAAUUCACAGAAGAUGAAAAAAAGUCGGGACAGUGGUGGAGGCAGCUUUUGGCAGGAGGUGUUGCCGGGGCCGUCUCUCGGACAAGCACGGCCCCUCUGGAUCGUCUGAAAGUCAUGAUGCAGGUCCAUGGAUCAAAAUCAGCAAAAAUGAACAUAUAUGGCGGCUUUCGACAAAUGGUGAAAGAAGGAGGUAUCCGCUCGCUUUGGAGAGGAAAUGGUACAAAUGUCAUUAAAAUUGCUCCUGAGACAGCUGUUAAGUUCUGGGCAUAUGAACAGUACAAGAAGUUGCUUACUGAGGAAGGACAAAAAAUAGGAACCUUUGAGAGAUUUGUAUCUGGUUCCAUGGCUGGAGCAACUGCACAGACUUUUAUUUAUCCUAUGGAGGUUCUGAAAACCAGGCUGGCUGUAGGCAGAACUGGACAAUACUCUGGAAUGUUUGAUUGUGCCAAGAAGAUUUUGAAAUAUGAAGGCAUGGGAGCUUUUUAUAAAGGUUAUGUUCCCAAUUUAUUAGGCAUCAUACCUUAUGCAGGUAUAGAUCUUGCUGUAUAUGAGCUCCUAAAGUCUCAUUGGUUAGAUAAUUUUGCCAAAGACUCUGUGAACCCUGGAGUCAUGGUGUUGCUGGGCUGUGGUGCCUUAUCCAGUACCUGUGGCCAGCUGGCCAGCUACCCCUUGGCUUUGGUGAGAACACGCAUGCAGGCUCAAGCCAUGAUAGAAGGAAGCCCACAGCUGAACAUGGUUGGGCUCUUUCGACGAAUAAUUUCUAAAGAAGGACUACCAGGACUUUACAGAGGCAUCACCCCAAACUUUAUGAAGGUGCUCCCUGCUGUAGGCAUCAGUUAUGUGGUUUAUGAAAAUAUGAAACAAACUUUAGGAGUAACUCAGAAAUGACAUGUUGAAUUUUUUGCUUUAGCAUGAUUACUGAAACUUUCAACUGUCUCCAGAGUGACAUUUUCUCCUAGAGUUGAAACAAAUCUAUGACAGAAAGAAGCUUUAUUUAUUUUUUUUUCAUGAAAAGGAAAGCAUAUCAAUGAUAAUUUCAGACAUUUGGACUCAAUUUUAUAUAUUCAGAAAUGUCUAAAAAAAAUCAUAGUUUUGAUAAGCUCAUAGAAUUUUGAGAAGGCCACAAAAUUAUAGUUUAUCUUUUCAUAUUAGUUCUUUCUACAAUCUCUGCCCAGAAUCCUAAAUCUGAAGAAAUGUACUUGCUUGAACUAAAUUUGCUUUGUGUGCUAGAAUUAUAAAUCUUUAGUCUUUAUUUUGGUUGAUUCAAGUUUGUGCCAAUUCUUUUAUAUUUAAAUAUCAUUUUCUCAAAAACAAAAUGAUCAGAAAACUUGGAAACUUAAAUUGUUCAUAUAUUUUGAAUUUCUUAAAAUUUCCUUGUAGGAUCAUUAAUGGAGAAUCAUUGCAUGAAAACAUACCUUACAGCAGCCAAAUAGGUAUAGAGUUUAUAUUCUUUCUUUAAGCAGAAUAAGAAUGAGUGUUAAAUGGCAGAAUUUCAAGGUGUGUGAAUACCCUUGUCCACUCAUAUAAUUUUUGUGUAAGGAGGAGUGAUAAAAUAAUAUUUAUUUCAGUGACCACUUCUCCAUUUUGCUUGUACUAUUGUUUGGUUUUCAGGACGACACACUGCUUAUUAGCGUAUCACUGGCAAAUUGUUGAUGCAAGGCAACUUAUUUGAGAGAUUCUGUUUAUUAUCAUUGUUUUGAAAAGCAUCAGGAAAGAAAACCCCUUUACUUAUAUCAGUCUCUGAAGAGCGUCUUUCUUCUCUUUGUCCUUUCUCUCCUAUUUGAAUCAAACUCCUGUUUUCACCAGGAAGGCUUCUGGAGGCCAUUCCUGGUUAUCUGAAAUUUCUUAAUUACGUGAAGUAGGUUGAUCGUGGGUGAAUGGCAUUCUCAUUACCCCCUCACCAUUUAUUUGACACUGCAAUUCCCAACUUGGGCAGUGUGAACCUAGCAGAAUAGUAUGUAUUAAAAACAGUGUAUAUUAAUUCUGCAUAUCUGGUGCCUAUAAUGAAAUGGAAGGCCCAGUUUACAAACAAGUACAUUCAUAUUUUCUCUUGCCCCCAGUUUUAGGAACAUGUUUUGAUUUAGAAAACUUAAAGUGAAGCGAGAGCAUGAUUUUAUUUUACUGAAGCCAUUUUUAUAAACAACUGUCUUUUCUGAUUUGUAUGAUUAGGACUUAGACAACUAUUUAGUAGUUGAAAUUAUUCUUGCCACUUUUCAGUGUAAUUCUUAAACUCAAGUUUGAUUUCUAGUAAUUUCUGUCAUAAGUUGCCAACAUUUUAGUGAAAAUCUGGUGACAUAAUUAGGCAUUUACUUUAUUUGAACCUACCUCUCAUGUUUUCUAAACCAAAGAGAAAUGUUGAACUUGUGUUUGUGAAAUGUAUCCUAACAUAUAGUUUUCAUUAUAUUUGUUAUGCCUGAUAAGUAUCUCAAUGCUUUUAUAAUACAUAUGAUAAGUGUGAAACUCUGUCUUCAGGGUGUUUGUACUUUUGAGUAAUGCGUAAAUGACAAUAUUAAGGUACUAGAUUAGCUCUUUCUUUCACUCAUAAAAUUAUGGGAUGAGUAAAAUUUCAGGCUACUGAAAACAUUCAUUGUUCAUUAUGAAUUUAAGUUGUUUUAUAUUUAACAUUUGUAAGGUAUGAAUGUGAUUUAUCUGUGUAUCUUGUGUCUUUUGAAAAAAUCUUGAAUUUUUUGAAAAGAGCCCAGAGUCAAGAAUAGUUUAUUUCUGGCAUUACUGCAUAUUUGCUUUACAUUUAUAAUUAAAAAUACAUAUAUGUUUGUUUUUGAAA
Molecule: messenger RNA, 4381 nt
Organism: Odocoileus virginianus texanus
Lineage: Eukaryota; Metazoa; Chordata; Mammalia; Artiodactyla; Cervidae
Source: RefSeq, a predicted model, not a curated record